UUUCGGCCCGACUUUUGUUUCGGGGAGUUAAGACGAGCUGCACGGACGUAAUUGUAAUUACACUGCCCUUCCACCGUUGACAACUCCCUCCGACCGCCCGGGGACCAGGCAGCUCUAAUGGACUCUGGAAGUGAUGAUGUUAGGUGGAAUCUGCAGCACGUGAAGAGUUGCCAGUUGUUACGGCAUUAAGAAAACAAAUCUGUAAUGGCUAAAGGGUUAUCUUAUGAUGAGGCUUUUGCUAUGGCUAAUGACCCCUUGGAAGGCUUCCAUGAAGUAAACCUUGCUUCACCUACUUCUCCAGACCUUCUUGGUGUGUGUGAAUCAGGAACUCAAGAGCAGACUACCUCACCAAGUGUCAUCUAUCGGCCACAUCCUUCAGCUCUGUGCUCUGCUCCUAUUCAGGCUAAUGCCUUAGAUGUUUCCGACCUUCCCACACAACCUGUCUAUUCAUCCCCCAGACGUUUAAAUUGUGCAGAAAUAUCUAGUAUCAGCAUCCAUGUUACAGAUCCAGCGCCUUGUUCUACCUCUGGAGUCACAGCUGGAUUAACUAAAUUAACUACCAGAAAGGACAACUGUAAUGCAGAGAGGGAGUUUUUACAGGGUGCUACUAUAACAGAAGCUUAUGAUGGCAGUGAUGAUAUUUUUGGGUUGAGUACUGAUAGUCUGUCCCGUUUACGAAGCCCAUCUGUUUUGGAAGUCAGAGAAAAGGGCUAUGAAAGAUUGAAAGAAGAACUUGCAAAAGCUCAGAGGGAACUGAAGUUAAAAGAUGAAGAGUGUGAAAGGCUUUCUAAAGUACGAGAUCAACUUGGACAGGAAUUGGAGGAACUCACAGCUAGUCUGUUUGAGGAAGCUCAUAAGAUGGUGAGAGAAGCAAAUGUCAAGCAGGCAGCCGCAGAGAAACAGCUAAAGGAAGCACAAGGAAAAAUCGAUGUCCUUCAAGCUGAAGUAGCUGCAUUGAAGACACUUGUCUUGUCCAGUUCUCCAACAUCACCUACACAAGAGCCUCUGCCAGGUGGAAAGACACCUUUUAAAAAGGGGCAUACGAGAAAUAAAAGUACAAGCAGUGCUAUGAGUGGCGGUCAUCAGGACCUCAGUGUGAUACAGCCAAUUGUAAAAGACUGCAAAGAGGCUGACUUAUCUCUGUAUAAUGAAUUCAGAUCUUGGAAGGAUGAUCCUACAAUGGAUAGAUCGUGUCCUUUCUUAGACAAAAUUUAUCAGGAAGAUAUCUUUCCAUGUUUAACAUUCUCAAAAAGUGAGUUGGCUUCAGCUGUUCUGGAGGCUGUGGAAAACAAUACUCUAAGCAUUGAACCGGUGGGAUUACAACCUGUUCGAUUUGUGAAAGCUUCUGCAGUCGAAUGUGGAGGACCAAAAAAAUGUGCUCUAACUGGCCAGAGUAAGUCCUGUAAACACAGAAUUAAAUUAGGGGACUCAAGCAACUAUUAUUAUAUUUCUCCUUUUUGCAGAUACAGGAUCACCUCUGUAUGUAACUUUUUUACAUACAUUCGAUAUAUUCAGCAGGGGCUCGUGAAACAGCAGGAUGUUGAUCAGAUGUUUUGGGAAGUUAUGCAGUUGAGAAAAGAGAUGUCAUUGGCAAAGCUGGGAUAUUUCAAAGAGGAACUCUGAUGCUCUGCCUGGGACCAUGCUUGAACCUCCCUGAAUACCUGGAAAAUGGCUGAAUAUUUUUAUGGUUACUUGAUAUUUAUUUCCGAGGAGUGGGCCCAAGACUUUUUCCCUCUUUUGCAGAUUACACUAAGAAGUACUGUGAUUUCUUUUAAAUUGACCUCUGCUGUGUCUGCUUACUCUUUAGUUGAACACACUAUAAAGAAUUAUAGGUGUACUAGUGAUUGUAAUUUAGAGUUGCAAAAAAAAAAGCUAAAUAAAAUACGUCAA
This is a messenger RNA of Neomonachus schauinslandi (Hawaiian monk seal), 1890 nucleotides long. RefSeq names its product RAB3A interacting protein (gene RAB3IP). Gene Ontology annotation, biological process: exocytosis. The transcript is spliced from 11 exons. The record is from RefSeq and is a predicted model, not a curated record. Gene Ontology annotation, cellular component: Golgi to plasma membrane transport vesicle. Gene Ontology annotation, molecular function: guanyl-nucleotide exchange factor activity. Lineage: Eukaryota; Metazoa; Chordata; Mammalia; Carnivora; Phocidae. The coding region runs from base 205 to 1623 and encodes 472 amino acids.